AAUUCCAAAUCCACAUAAAUUUUGUGCUACCAAACACCAGAUUUAGAAUUGAAGUCCUCAAUUCCAAUUCCAUAGUUUGAAUUCCGUUUACCAAACAAGACCUGAAUGGAAUCCCUGAAUUUAAGUUUAGCCUUCUAAACUUUGUUGGAAAUCUGGGAGGGGAAGCAAAGUAGCAUUAGAGGCGAAUGGUAUACUAAAAUAUUGGCUUCCCAUCGAUGUUUGGGACUUACCCAUCGCUGGUACUACCUAAAUCAUAUGCUGAAGCAGUGGGCGAUAAAGAGGAAUUGGAUUGUAAACUGCAUUUUAUUGCUGCUAUUGAACAUAAUGGAUGCAAAAUUGCAAAAAUGACGAAGGAUGAUAUAGUGGAAACAUCCUCUUACUGGGAAACUGCAAUACUGAUGUGUAUACUAGGUGCAAAUCCUCCAGUCGAGGUUGUCGAAGGAUUCGCUAAAAGGAUAUGGAAACAUGCAGAUAUUCUGGAUGUUACUAUGCUCAAACCUGGGCAAUUUGUGUUUCGAUUUGGUAGAACUGAAGAUACUGAGGAAAUUUUGAAGAAAAGUUACUAUUUCUUUGAUAACAAACCAGUAUAUGUGAGGAAAUGGCAGCCAGGAAGUAGGGUGAACCUAGAUGCUCUGACUGAUAUACCCAUAUGGAUCCAACUGCCAGAUCUGGAUCCCAAAUUUUGGAGCAUCUCUGGCCUAAGCAAGAUUGGAACCCUUAUAGGUAACCCAAUUAAAGCUGACAAAACAACAAUUGGGAAAACCAAAUUGAAUUAUGCUAGAAUACAGAUAGAGGUUGGUAUGAAGCAACAUUUUCCUGAAGAAGUACAGUUUGAAGAUGAUAAAGGAAGGAUCAUAACACAGAUUGUGAAAUAUGAGUGGUACCCUAUCUCAUGUAAUCACUGUAAAGCAAUUGGGCAUCCAGAAAAUUUGUGCAGGAAGAAAACAGGUGAAAGGAAAAAGAUGGUAUGGAAAAGAAAAGAUAUCCCAAAUAAGGAAGAAGAAGCAAAAGAAGAGGGAAAGGAAGAGGUACAAAAAGAAGAAGAAGACAAAGCAAUACCUGCUGAUAAGGACUUGGAUACUGUAGAGGAAGAAGGGGAAUUCACAGAGGUCAGUAAGAAGAAAGCUAAUAGGAAACUAUAUCUGGAAGACCAGGAAUAUGAGAAGGCUUAUGACUCUAUUGCUCUGAUGGGAGUUCUGGAGACCAAAAUAAGGCAGGAUAGGUAUGCCAAAAUAAAGGAGAAGUUCCUAGAAAACUGGGAAUACUUUAUUAAUAAUGAGUAUCAUCCCCUCGGGAGAGUCUGGGUUAUAUGGGAUAAGAGGAAAGCUGAAGUUAACAUACUAGCAGCAUGUGACCAAGCAGUUCAUUGUAGCGUCAGAUGGAUAGGCAAAACUCAUACUGAGGAUGUUACCUUUAUCUAUGGGCACAAUGAUAAUGGAGCAAGGAAGAGCUUAUGGCAGUUCUUACAGGGCAUGUAUGCACAGACUAGUGGAGCUUGGUGCUUAAUGGGGGACUUUAAUACUAUACUUGGAACUGACGAUAGGAAGGGUGGCCUGCAAAUUAUCCUGGAGGAAACUUUGGAUUUCAGAGAAUGCAUAAAUUUCUGUGAAUUGGAAGAAAUCCCUAAAGAAGGAGCCUACUACACUUGGACAAAUAAACAAAUGAGAGAGAACAGAAUUAUAUCAAAGUUAGAUUGGGCUUUUGCAAAUAAUGAAUGGCUGAUCAACAAUAAUGCAAAAACUAGAGUGUUGGAGGAAGGUAUAUCUGACCAUUCACCGCUUAUCUUAAUCCCAGUGGAUUAUUCAUGUGCCAAAAAGAUCUUUAGAUUUUGUGACAUGUGGAUCACAAACCCCGAGUUCCCUAAGAUAUUGAAGGAUGUCUGGAACUCUAAUAUAGAAGGAAGGAAGAUGUAUCAGCUUACCCAAAAGCUAAAGAUGCUGAAACAACCUCUGAGGAAACUGCACAGGAGGAAGUUUAGUAAUAUACAAGAUCAAUGUGAUUUGGUGAGAGAGGAAGUAGCUAGAAUCCAAAAGGAGCUGAGGAAUGAUCCUUUUAAUACCACACUAAUAACAGAGGAGAGGAAACUGAUUGCAGAUUUUCAAAUGAAAUCGAAGAACUCUCAUAAAAUGCAAUGCCAGAUUAUGAAACAAACUUGGAUCAAAGAGGGCGACCUGAACUCUAGAAUGUUCCAUGCCUGGAUCAAGAAAAGAAAGAUUCAAAAUCAUAUUGGAUGUAUUUACAACAAUAAGGGGGAUAGGAUUGAAGACACUGAAGGGAUUGCUGGGGAAAUGAUAAGAUUUUUCCACCAACUCCUAGGCACAAAGAAUCAGGUAGAGGAGAUUGACACAGAGGUGUUUGGUUGGCUGAACUACAAGAUUGAAGGUGCAAAUCUUAAAGAAUUUGGUGAGAAAAUAAUGAAGAUGCAGGGGACAAGGCGAAGAGAGAUAGCCAUGGCAGCUUGGAGGGCUGUCUGUUAUAUUGAUCUCUUCGAUUUAGUGGUAGCAACUUCGCCUCCUAAGGAUCUUCAGGGGCUAUACCAUCCUCUAUAUAUUUGUCCAGUCGAUCCAACGAUUCUGGAGGGUUGCCACCACCGAGAUAACACUCUCUUUCUUCAAGUUGAGCACACGCAACUCUUCAAUAGUAGCCUGUUAGAAUUCUCCAAACUGCUGUUAAUCUCCGGUGUGGUCGUCUACCUGGGAAUCAUCCUCCUCCCCAACAUCCCGCCGUGCCCGCCGUCGCCGGAGAUAAUGAUAUCUUCAUCGAGGCUCGCGAUGCCAGCGUCGACAACGUCGCCCGGUGAUCCGCCAGGGUCGUCCCCAAAACCGGACGACGGCGGCGGCGGCGGCCCUCCUCCGGCCACCGCCUCCGAGUCCAAAACCAACCUCAGCCACCUGAUCUUCGGGCUGGUCGGGUCCGAGAAGGCGUGGCAUCACCGCAAGGCGUACAUCGAGACGUGGUGGCGGCCGAACGUGACCCGAGGGUUCAUCUACCUGGACACGGAGCCCACGGAAGAGCUUCUCCCGUGGUCCCCGUGGUCCCCGCCAUACAGGGUGUCAGACAACAUCACCAAGGUGGUGGGGGAGACGGGGCACGUGGACGCGACAGUGGCGAGGCUGGUGCACGGGAUCAUGGAGGUGUUCAGGGACUGCAACGGGGACGGCGGCGACGACGAGAGGGUGAUCAGGUGGGUGGUGAUGGGGGACGACGAUUCGAUUUUCAUGCUGGACAACAUGGUGGAGCUACUCGCGAGGAUUUGGUGGCGCUGGCUUCUUCCUGAGUUACCCUUUGGCCAAGGCACUCGCACACUCUAUGAAAUCCUGUCUUAAGAGAUACAACCAGAUGAGGGCUGCUGAUUCUACCACCAUGGCUUGCAUUGCCGAUCUUGGAACCAACCUCUCCCCCAUUCCCGGCAUUCAUCAGGUAAUUUUUAUGUUUAUACACCCAUGUAAACCUAGAUAUUAGUGGUUUACCCAGAUAAAUUAAACAACCAUUG
Molecule: messenger RNA, 3493 nt
Organism: Cuscuta campestris
Lineage: Eukaryota; Viridiplantae; Streptophyta; Magnoliopsida; Solanales; Convolvulaceae
Source: the annotation of a GenBank genome assembly